Messenger RNA from Sceloporus undulatus (fence lizard), 6980 nucleotides. It is a transcript of the gene HIC2, whose product is annotated as HIC ZBTB transcriptional repressor 2. The coding region runs from base 583 to 2310 and encodes 575 amino acids. The record is from RefSeq and is a predicted model, not a curated record. Gene Ontology annotation, molecular function: RNA polymerase II cis-regulatory region sequence-specific DNA binding; protein binding; DNA-binding transcription factor activity, RNA polymerase II-specific. NCBI's taxonomy places the organism in Eukaryota, Metazoa, Chordata, Lepidosauria, Squamata, Phrynosomatidae. Gene Ontology annotation, cellular component: nucleus. The transcript is spliced from 5 exons. Gene Ontology annotation, biological process: regulation of transcription by RNA polymerase II.
GGCCAAGAUGGCGCUGGGAGGCCGGCGCUGAGGCGGAGGGAGGGCUAUAAACCGGGGCGGCCGAGGGGGCGUCGUCGUGGUGGCGGCGGAGGGAGGCCGAGGCAAGCGGGAGCCCGGGAAGAAGGCGCCGCCGGCGGGGAGCAAGCAUGCCCUUCUUCCAAAGGUAAUGUUGCAUGUUGCCCCAGGGAAAAUUCCCCCUGUUGGUAGCUGAGAGAGGUCUGUGCAUCGCUGUUGUGUACCACAUAACUAUCACACCUUGCCACUGCACCAUGCUGACCACACCGGAUCCCAUCCGAUUUCGGAAGCUAAGCAAGGCUGGGCCUGGUGCUUGGAUGGAGACCAUCAGGGAUCUACAGAGGUGUGUACAUGUUCCAGUCAUGUAUUGACUUAUGGCGACCCCAUGAAUUUCAUAGGGUUUUCUUAGCAUCUGUGCAAGCCCCGUUCUAUUGAUGGCCUGUUGUGAUUUCAAUGGAACAUCAUGGGAUAUCCCUGGCCCGUCAGGCAGCACUGGAUGGAGGUGCCUUUAGCCCCAUGUACCUGGCAUGGUGAUAAGGUGAACAGUGAAAGGAAGAGAAGGUGGAGAUGGAACUGCCAAAUCAUGCCAAACAACUGCUGCUGCAGCUAAACCAGCAACGAGCCAAAGGUUUCCUCUGUGAUGUGAUCAUUGUUGUAGAAAAUGCCCUCUUUCGUGCCCACAAGAAUAUCCUGGCUGCCAGCAGCAUGUAUUUCAAAUCCCUUGUCCUGCACGACAACCUGAUCAACUUAGAUACAGACAUGGUCAACCCAACCGUGUUCCGGCAAAUCUUGGACUUUAUUUAUACUGGCAAGCUCUUAAUGACCGACCAGCCUGGUGAACAGAACUUCAAUGCUCUCCUCACCGCCGCAAGCUACCUCCAACUACCUGACCUGGCAGCCCUUUGCCGAAAGAAGCUGAAACGCAAUGGGCGGUCUUUCGCUGGCAGGGCUGGCGGUGCCCCCAGCGUUGGAAGACCUCCUCGUAGCCAGAGACUUUCUACUGCUUCAGUCAUCACUCGUUAUUCAGGGUCAACUGAGGGGAUGAAGGGCUCUCACUCAAAGGAGAUGCCAAAGGGAAAGAUCUCAGAUGAUGAGGUCUUCAUCAGCAGCUCCAACCAAGAGAAUUCUCAUGCCUUCAAUAGGGGAAUUAGUAAGAAUGGCGGAGACGGAAGCAGCAGCAGUGCAAAUGGGAGUAGCGGGGACCAAGAACUUGGCCUCGACCUGUCCAAGAAGAGCCCCUCGCUUCCUCCAGCACCAUCCCAGGAUGACACACAACACAGCGAAAGCCUGCGUGGUUCCCCGCAACCUCCCUCAGCCCCUGCAGCCAACAGUGCCUCACCAUUUGAAGAAUCCAUCGCCGGAGCUCCCCCUAGCCUAGUUGACAACUGCGAACCCAUGGACAUGGACUUGAGUGAGGACCGCCAGUCUCUUCUGGAAGGCAGCCAGCGAAAAAGCCUGCGCCACUCAUCGCGCAAGAAAGAGUGGAUCAAGAAGGACAGCAUCUUUGACAGGAAGGAGGGUGGUGGCAAAGGCAGCGAGGAGAGCGAGGGCCUCCCCAAUGGUAUCCUUGUGGGCCCCUUGUGUAAGUCAGCAGAGCGGAGCCUCAGCCUGGGUGCCUAUGGGUCAGAGCUGCCAUUUGGAUGCAAAGAUGAUGUGGAGAAUGGCAAGGAGAACAGUGACGACAGUGGGCAGAGUGAGAGCGAAAGCGGUGGGCACACCAGCGCCAACUACGUCUACCGGCAGGAAGGCUAUGAGCCAGUGGCCUUUGGGGACAACCUUUACGUCUGCAUCCCCUGUGGUAAGGGCUUCCCCAGCUCAGAGCAGCUUAAUGCCCACGUAGAGAAACAUACGGAGGAAGACCUCUACAUCAAGGAGGAAGGGACGUACGAUGAUGAGAAGGAGGAGGAAGCGGAGGAUUUGUCCAACCCCAACCAGCCCUACACAACAGAAUCCCGCCCCUUCAAGUGCUCUGUGUGCGAGAAGAGCUACAAAGAUCCGGCCACCCUACGGCAGCAUGAGAAGACUCACUGGCUGACACGGCCUUUCCCUUGCAAUAUCUGUGGCAAGAUGUUCACGCAGCGGGGCACCAUGACGCGGCACAUGCGCAGCCACCUGGGCCUCAAGCCCUUUGCUUGCGAGGAGUGUGGCAUGCGCUUUACCCGGCAGUAUCGACUGACGGAGCAUAUGCGCGUCCACUCAGGGGAAAAGCCCUAUGAAUGUCAACUGUGUGGCGGGAAGUUCACCCAGCAACGCAACCUCAUCAGCCACCUGCGAAUGCAUACCUCUCCUACAUAAGCCAAAGACUCUGCAAUGAGCUCGGAGCCCACUCGCCAUAAACAUAACCUUUUUCUAGACUUGCUGCUUUAAAACAAAACAAAACAAAAAACAAGGGUCAUUCUGUUCCCUGUUCAGUCAUAGGAAGUCUCAACCAAACAAACUUUCUCUUUCUUUCUUUCCUUCCUUCCUUACCCUCCUGGUUGUUCCCCUUUUUCCAUAUUUUUUAAAUAUAUCCUAGUUAACAGUUAAGCUCCCUCACCCUAUUUUUUUAAAGAGUUCUCCCCCCCCCCCCCCCACUUUUCACCUCUUAGGUCACAUUGUAUCACGAAAUGCCACAGCCCUCCCUUGGCUUUCUUAGCACUUUGGAAUUGCAACGAGAAAACUCAGCCACAGGUCCUCAUCUCUUUUUGCCCCUGUCCCACCUGUAGCUCUCACUGACUGUACGCCUUCACAUUCUUCAUGACAGUUGUCCUUAUGAGUUAUCAGUGAUUUUUUUUAAAAAAAAAAUAGUGUUUUUUCCCCCCUAAAUUGAUAGACAACUUAUAGCUCCUCUGAGAAAGACUGAGGCUACGGUUGAGUCCCGAGAAGGACGUGGUUUGGAAAGAUUCUGCCUGAAGAGUCUUUGGAUGCCAUGCAGGGAGAACUGUCAAACCUGGGAAGGCAACGUUUCACAGGCAUACAUUCACAUUCACACACACACCUCUUUGGCAGUGUUGGUGUUCAUGCUUUGUAACCCCCAUCUUCUCUCCUUUUCUCUCCUUUUCUUUCCUUCAACCUCUCUAGCUUUUUCCAUGGCUGAACAGGGGCAGGGUGUCCUCCCCGGAAUUUCUUUCAAGCGAGCAGGGGUCAUCUUUAUGUUUUGUUUUGUUUAUUUUCCUACUAGUUUUGUAUGAAUACACUUUGCUUACAGGUACUUGUGUUAUUAAGAGGAAAAAAAACCCAUACACACAAACACGUGGUUAACAUUUAUGUAAUUGUCGGAACUGGAACGCAUGAGGUUACUACGGAGUGGGCAGGGAGUGGGUUUGCUGUAGGCUGGAAUUGCUACGAGUUCCUUUCGGUACUUUUAAAAACAAAAUUAUUUUGUUUGUGUGCGUGUGUGUGUGUGUGUGCGUGCGGGGUGUGUGCGUGUGUGUGCGCAUUUUCGCCUUUUUUAUUUGUUUGUUUUCUCCCUCACUAACGGACGGGUCAGUAUGGACGGCCCGUUCCCUUUGCUACCUCUUGAAUUCAUGAGAACAAUAAGAUGGUUAGUGAAAUAUUAGGUGUGGCGUUUUUUGUCCUUCCUCCCUUCCCCCCCCCCCCCCCCCCCACCCCAUUGUAAGUAAGUGUACAGAGUAGAAACUAAAUUAAAUGUUAAGGGAUUUUUACCACCUCGUCCUUCCAUCAAGAAGUCAGCUAAAAUAAAGAUAGAAGCAAAAACUUGGCCAAAGAAAAUAGGUAGAUUAUAAGCCAAAGGCCCAAGUGAAUAGCCCUAUAGUGGCCACUGGCUUUCACCAAAUUACCAUUUUUUUCCCUAUCCAUUGAGGAAACGUUUUGUUUUUUGUUUUAAAUAAAAAAGAGCUUUUGGGCUCUUUCCAGCCUUGUUUAUUGAACCUGGAUGCUAUGGGAGGAAGAUGUCUCUUUGUCCGCUGCUUUCUGGCCACGUCUGGGUUAGGAGGUGAUACAUCGGACCGGAGAAGAGCGCAAUGAUGUAGCAGGCGAUAUCUUAACUAGGAUCCAGAGUGCAAUAAGAAUGUGGGGGAAGCCCAACCAAAGUGUUUUCAUACCCUCCCUUUCUGGGGAGGGUGUGGGUGUGUGGUUUUCUUCUUCUUUUUAUUAUUAUUAUUAUUGUUGUUGUUGUCGUUGUUGUUGUUAUGGAAAUCUUAAUGCAUGCACACAAAGAAGUUGGAUAAAUGGAAGAGAAAAUGCUCACUGCGUCUGUAGAAGAUAUCACCGCCAACAGCUGCUAUAGGUUUAGGAGGAGAGGACAGGGUAUCGCCUGCUAUUUUAUGGCCCCUCAACUUCGUUGGCGUGACCUUUCAUAAAAAAUAAUAAUAACGGCCCCCCCCCCCCCCUUUUGCUCCCUGCGGGUGGAGUGCGGUGGUAAAAAUUUCGCAGUCCCUUUAGAAACGAUCCUGUCUAAAUUGAGUAAGGUUUACAUAUUUUUUGUUGUUUCCUCUUUAACUUUCUUGCUCAAAACCAUUGUUCUUUUUAUUAUUAUUAUUAUUAUAUUAUUAUUAUGAUUAAUAUUAUUAUUAUUAUUAUUAUUAUUGGCAGGGCUCGCCGAAGCCCUGCAUCUUUUUUUUCUUAAAAAAAGAAAAAAGAAAAAAAACUUUUUGUCUUUAAGUUUAGACCAAAAAUAAAUAAAGUAAAUAAAAGUGAGCAUGUUUCAACUAAAACAAAGAUAACCUUUCAUUCCCCCCCCACCCCUGUAACCCCCCCCAAAAAAAGCCGAUCCUGUUAAGAAAUAGUCUUUUUGUAAAAUAUUUGGAAAAAAUAACUCAGUUCCAGAAUUUCGUACAGUUCAGAUGAAAUAUCACCACGUUGAGCCUGAUCACGUUGCAGGGAAUCUGCCCCGCCAUAUAAUCCUUCAUAACUUUACCUCACUUUUCAUGAGGCUGGGUGCUGCUUCUGAACUCCAUACAGCCCCCUGUUGUAGUGCCACCCUUUAGUUUUCCUCUCGGUUUUGUAGGCCGCUCUCAGAGCGCUCAUCUGAAACCUCUUUCUCCUAGCUUAUCCUAAAAUGCUCUCUCUUUUAGGAAAAAAAAUCACUCUUUUUAAAAAUACGAUUUGCUUUUGUGGGAAGCAAUGAAGUCUAAACCUUUGCCUUGAGUUCUAUGCAUAGUACACACAGAGUUCCCAAAUGGCGGUGGGGAUUCGGCCCUUCUUUUUCCAGUGCAAGGGGAGAAGCCCAUCUCUUACUAUUUUCUAAGAUGUUCCCAUCCCUGAGCUGCAGGUGAACAAACAUCCUUGCUGGCAAUAGAGUCCCAUGCCCUUACCCACAAAACCCAGAACUGGCACAACUGUUGUGCAUGUACAUACUCAGCCGCUGGUGCUUGCACCUAUUUCUUUCUGUGGUCAGAUUGUGGGGAAAUCACAUUGCACCACCAUUAUUCACCGCUUGUGGGUGUUGCUGUGGCAACAUCCUUGGUUGGGUUGGUCCAUUGUGUGCCAAAAUAAGAAAACCCCACAUCAGCUAAUCUGUGACUGAGGAUCAUGGGAUGGAAACCUUCCACUGCCAGCAUUUUGCCAGGAGCCCAAAAGGAAAAGUGUGAAAUGUCAGUUUCUCAACAGCAUAGACCAUCAGAAUUUGGUUUGAUCCAGCCCCAACCUUCUCAGAUAAUGCAGAUCUUUUCUGCCUCUUGAGAUGCCUUCAGAGCAGAGUCCUGAGCCAGAAAUCUGGGGGCUGAAGUCAAGCAUGGCGGUUCCUACCUCCCUCCAAAGUGACAGUGACCGUCUUCAUUCCAUGCCAUAGUUUUUUGUGAAGACACACUACCUCCAUACUUUCUCAGUUUUUCCAACUGGGAUUAACCAUGCAUUAGUUACAACCAAGCUGAAGAGCUGGUGUUAAGGCCUGAUCAGUAGACCUGCUGCUGAGCCAGGAUAGCAGAUGAAUUCCAAGUGGUAGCUUAGAGACAUAGUCACCUCCAGAGCUGGCCAUAGGUAGCAUCUACCCACUUACUUGGUGGCAAAGCCGACACCAUGGGACCCAUGUCCUUGUGCGGUUGUAUGCCCAUCAGAAUAGGUUGCUGCUUGGUAAACGUCCAUCAUUUGUUAUCCAAAGAGGAGCCCCCAGGUGUAGCUACUGCAGAAGUAUAUUUCAUUCCCUCCGAAUUGUAUUAGACUUAACAAUAGUUGUGUGUGGUGACGGGUGGGUGAAGGUAUUAGGGUUGGUUUGGAGUUUGUUUUGCUUAAGGUUUGAAGUUUGGGGAUCUUGGCGUUUCAGGAUCCGAUUUUUGUUGGGGGGGGGUUGUUCAUUUUUUAAAAAAACUAUCAAAGCAGCCUCCUUUUUUAUUAUUUCUCCCCUCAGCACUUAAAAAAUGCGACAAAAAGUCUGUGUACAGCGCGAGUAUUGUACAAAAAAUGAAAAAAGCGUCUCCUUUUUUCUCCCUCCCCCCCUUUUGCGAACAUAGUUGUGUAGAGUUGUGUUCCGUAUGCCGAACUGAUGACUUUCCCCCCCAAAUUGUGACAAUAAUAAUGAAAAAAAAACCUAAUAAUACUCAAAACUUCAGGGACUGUUCAGGGCUCAUUUGAAAGGGUCCGGGCACUCAAAACUGCAUUUGUACGACAUAGUAUUGUAUCAAGCAUUUUCUGUAUUUUAAUGAGAAAGCAAAACACUAGUUUCAUAUUUAAGAUUUUAAGAGUUCUAGGGUUAGGGUGGGGAGGGAAUUGCAAUUUUUGUUCUUUUGGUUCUGUUUCUUUUCUUUUUUGUUCUGUUUUUGAGAUACAAAAAGAGCCUCCUGGGGGAUUUUUUUUUUUAAUGUAAAGUUUCAGAGGCCUGGCAGCUUAACUAUAUGUUUUAGUCAGUUUAGAUCCAGAAUGUUUUCGGAGUAACAGGAGAGGAUAAUAAAGAAUAAAGUUAGGGGGGGGGAAAGUUGUAUUAAAAAGAUAGCUCAUACCCAAAUUCACAAAAAAAAAACCUAUUUUUUAAACCAAAGCACAUUUGAAUGAGUAUGGAACCUCACUUGGCUCAGAAAAAAAAAAAGAAU